UGACGUCUAGAGUCUAGACUUCAUCAGUUCAACUUCUGGCAAACUUGGUGAACGAUGGCUCCUUUCGUAGCACGUGGAAACUUGAUUGCAAUCGGCUCAGAAGUUUCUAUAUUGACUCUAGAUACAACGACUGGUAUUUUGAAACAUGCCUCUAUACCACUUCUAUCAGAAAGCCAUGCUGAGAAAACCAAGCAAGAACCAAAAACAGAAAACAAACAACCUGAUAAAAUUUCUCAGAACACACAUUCAGAAGACUACUCUCAUCUAAAAAUGGGUACUUGCCUUGCAUUAUCACCGUGUGCCUCAUUCUUGGCUGUCUGUACAUCAGAUAAAAAUCUAACAGUCUGGAAAUUAUCCAGUAUGGAUGUCUUGAAACAGUGGAAAGCAGCAAGGAAAGUUUCGUCCCUCACAUUUAAUUCUGACAGCAGUCAGCUUUUAGUGGCUGACAAAGCUGGUGAUUGCUUUACUUACUCACUGAAUGAACCAACUGGUCAAGGAAAGCUCAUUCUGGGACAUCUUUCCAUGCUAUUAGCUGUGGUUGUCUCAUCUGAUAACAAAUUUGUCAUCACUAGUGAAAGAGAUGAAAAAAUCAGGGUUUCUUGCCUACCCAAUGCUUACAAUAUACAUUCAUAUUGUUUGGGACACACUGAAUUUAUCACAUCUUUGGCUUUUAUUCAAAAUAAUUUAUUACUAUCAGGCUCCGGUGAUGGGACACUAAGAGUCUGGGAUUACCUGGAUGGUAAGAUGUUGCAUACUGAGACCUUGAAGGAAACUUCAGAUGAAGAAAUGGAAAAGGCAGUUCGAUCUGUAGUAGUGUAUAAUGCCUCAGAAACCAUGAGUAUCGCGGCUGUUCUGCUUGAUAGAAUCAAGACGGUGUUCUUAUUCAAAAUUAUCGGUGCCGAGACCAAAUUUCAGCGGCAAACGCUGCCGUUCGUUGCCCAACCUUUAGAAGCUGCAUUUACCGAAAGUGGAAGCCUUUACGUGUUAACAGACAGUGCCUCAAACCCUAUUGAAUAUUUUGGCAAGGAUGAAUCUUUCCUGUAUACCCUUGGAGAAUCCGCUGUAGUUGGUAACCUACUAACAAACCUCAGCCAUCUCAAGAUCGUUCAAGAGUGUGUCCAGACGUGUAACGGCGAUUUGAAACCGUUGUUUAAGCGAUGGUUCGAUAACGUGCAAGUGUAUCGCGAACGUAAAAUAGAGCAACAAGUUAAACCAAAAGCUGAAAAUUCAGACAUCUCGUCCAGCCCCAAACGAUUACGAGUUGAAUGAAUAAUAUUACAUUCCUUCAUCUCUGUAAAUUCAGUUUUUCCCUUGAAUAAUACACAAUUAAAAGU
Daphnia pulicaria is the source of this 1334-nucleotide messenger RNA. RefSeq names its product tRNA (guanine-N(7)-)-methyltransferase non-catalytic subunit WDR4-like (gene wuho). Gene Ontology annotation, biological process: RNA (guanine-N7)-methylation. Gene Ontology annotation, molecular function: tRNA (guanine(46)-N7)-methyltransferase activity; protein binding. Gene Ontology annotation, cellular component: nucleus; tRNA methyltransferase complex; cytosol. The record is from RefSeq and is a predicted model, not a curated record. NCBI's taxonomy places the organism in Eukaryota, Metazoa, Arthropoda, Branchiopoda, Diplostraca, Daphniidae. The transcript has 8 exons. Bases 55 to 1269 code for a protein of 404 amino acids.